CACACCAUCACAAGCUCGAAACCAAACCCAAACCGAGAAACUGACAGUAAAGCGAUCAUCAUAGCAACACAUUACAUGAACAAUCACCUUAAGCAGCUAUCAGUACCAAACAUGAUCCAGGCAGCUCAUCUAAAAUGCAAAAAGAACAGCUUGAAUGUUCUCAAACCCUAUUCCACCAACGUGAAAAGAUCAUUACUUCCUAGUUUCUACCUAUACCUGCCCCUUUCAGCUAAAGCUGAAGCUGACACCUCCAGAAUUACAUCUUUACAAGUAUUCUCAUACACGCAGCUCAGCCAAGCUUUUCAGUUUUCAGUUUUUCCUCUCCAAAGGAAUCGAAGGAAAAGGGGGGAAAUUCGGUCACUUAAUCGAGACCCCGUGUAUCAUUAUGUCAGUAUCAUAAUGCAACAGGUAUACACUACGACUCCGAUCAAAGCAAGGUGGCCACUUCUCAUUCACCAUUUUACCAGCAACCAAAUAGAAAACCCAGAAAAGGAAACCAGAAGCUUGAGAAGAGAGAGA
Messenger RNA from Linum tenue, 519 nucleotides. The record is from the annotation of a GenBank genome assembly. Lineage: Eukaryota; Viridiplantae; Streptophyta; Magnoliopsida; Malpighiales; Linaceae.